AAUACGUGCGUGAGCCUUGUCCGUUGGUUUAGGUCCAACAGCUGUGUCUGGCCGGUUCAGCAGUUUCCCGUUCUUUACUUGCGUUUAAGUCUCGCGCCCUGCUCGGUUGGCUAUUCGGCGCUCUGCGCUUCGUGUGAGAGAAGUGGCUUAGUGAGGGAGUUGACAUUCGCAUCCACCCACGCGUCCAAUUAACGAAGUCGUCGAUCUGGCUGAUACUACAUGUGCUCUGCAAGCUACGGCUGGUGUUGUUGCUGCUGCUGCUUGACGUGGUGUUCCAUGCGAGGAAGUAAACUUGAUCUAGAUCAACGUGAGUGAAGCUCAAGUGCAAUAUACCUCCGCUGUAGCGCCUUGUUGGCUACGGUUGUCGAAGCUGCAUGCGCUAUACGGCACAGGCGACCUCCCUUGACGAGUGUAGAUUUUCGAUGCGCAUCCCGCGUGUGGUGUGAAUCGAUUCUGUUCCAGCAAUUAUUCACGAUCAUUAAAGCCAAUUUGGAGUGGUGGUGUGCUACAGGGAAGAUGGAUUAGAUGCUAUUGAUUUCAGCGGCGAAACCUCAUACCGACUGGUCAGUGGAUAAUUGAGCAUAAAACAAGAAAACGGACCGGUGAUUGAUUGUUAAUCCUGUUUAGAGCAACACAGUGAACCAUUAAUAGGAAGCAAAGGGGGAAAAGAAGUGCUUCUAUUCAUGGAUCAAUUCUUGUGAUUUCAUGCGCUGCCGAUGAUAAAUGAAAGCAGAAUCGAAGCUCUGACCGGAGACCGACGGUCGAGUGAAUGUUGUUUUCUUCAACAUAGUGUGUGAGAAGAAACUGAAGAAAGGCAUCUGAGAUACUUACCGGGAAGACAUGAAAGUAAAGUGUGAAGGUUGAUUGAAGAAUUUUGAAUGCUCAGUGACAAGUGUGGUCCAAAAUAUUGUAUAGAAUGUUGUAUGGUGCAUAAUCUCCUCGUUCUAAUUGCUGGGAAAAAUACAUUUUGAAAAGCUGCGUGGUGAUAGAAAAACGCUGCAAGAAGGAGAAGGCAAUUUUUUCAAACAGGCGGUUUAAAGUUUAUGGAUACAACAGGUGAUCAGAUCGUGCCGUCGCCAAGCUUUUGGGUAAUGCAGUCACCAGAACUAGAAUUUCGGCAUGAGCUGAUGGGGCGCAUAAAUAAAUUGGAAAGUGAUGUCGAGCUGGACGUGGUACCGAUUAAUCAGCAUCAUCCAUCAUCCAGUUCCCCGCUGCCCCAGUCGGCUCUGUCCGCUGGAUACGGGACCCAAGGUUACGACUAUGGCAAGGAGUUCUUUUUCGCAGGAAACAAACACCGAGAUGCACUAUGUCCGGAUGGCGACGACUCGUUUCUGCGACCUCCACUGUGGGAGGACAUUACGAGUUCAAUCCAGAACAUUGACCCUGAGAACGCUGUCAUGCUCGGCACGCUGAACGGUGUUACGCAGGUGAAAACCGAGGCUGUAGAUGAUACCUUCCUGGAGCCUCUCUCCUCGCCUCUCCUGAGCCCACUAGAAAUAAAAACCGAGAAGUCCCUCUCGAUGCAAAACAACAACAGUAUACACCAAAAUCAGUUACUUAGCGAUAGUAGUUGUAAUAGCAGUACUAGUACGAGCAAUACCAUAGCAAAUAGCGAAUCUAACUUCCUGUAUUACUCGCAUCCGCAGCCGCUAGUCAAUAGUCAAAAUACCCACGCUCAGCAGCACAAUCUUAACGGCUACAUGGGCUGUACCAAUGGAAGCGGAAGCCUCCAUGCGCUUGCCAGCUCUCAUCAUGGUGGACACCAAAACCACCAAUCACAUCCCCAAGGGCACCACCUGCAGGUGAAUCAAAAUAACAACUACUACCAUUGGCCCUCUCACCAGCCAAGCCAUGGAACACCUCAAAUGUACCACCCGAAAUACCAUCCACCCACCCAAGGUCCCACCAUCUGCACACCGAUUUCGAGGCUAAUGUACGUCCCACCUCUCACCCCGCCAAACUCCGAUCCCGGAAGCCCGGGAACCACCCUUCAGAAUCCUCCUCGACGAACACCUCCACCGCCAUAUCACCCACAGCAGCUGGCGUCCCUCUCGAUACACAUGGGCCCCAGUGGGCAGCAACCCGCCCACCUUCAUCAUCAUCCGCACGGGAUACCACCCCAGCAAGCGUCUUCAGUGUCCACCGUUCCUGCCGGAUCUCAACAGCAUCCGCCCCCCUCCUCAGCGGCACUGGCAACGGUAAACCCGCCCACCAACCCCUUAGCAAUAUCAUCAAUAGCAAUUGGCAACAGCAGUAGCACCGGUGGUGGCAACACCAACGGCAACGGCAGCAAUACCAACAACAACCGCAGUAGCAGUGGUAGUGCCAGUAGUGGCAGUAGUUCCGGAACCGUGCGGAAACGAUCCCAGCACAGCAUCAACCACGUGCUCAGUAGUGUGGGCGUUGUGAAGCACAUCGUUGGCCGGUACAACCGGCGGAACAAUCCGGAGCUGGAGAAGCGGCGGAUACAUCACUGUGAUUUUAUGGGUUGCACAAAAGUCUAUACCAAAAGUUCGCAUCUAAAAGCCCAUCAACGAAUCCAUACAGGCGAAAAACCGUACACCUGCCAGUGGCCCGAAUGUGAGUGGCGUUUCGCGCGGUCCGACGAGCUGACGAGGCACUACCGCAAACACACCGGUGCCAAACCGUUCAAGUGCAUCGUGUGCGAGAGGAGCUUCGCCCGGAGUGACCAUUUGGCGCUGCACAUGAAACGGCAUCUACCAAAAAAUAAGUAAACCGAACCG
Messenger RNA from Armigeres subalbatus, 2744 nucleotides. Its product is annotated as dendritic arbor reduction protein 1-like. Bases 1044 to 2735 code for a protein of 563 amino acids. The record is from RefSeq and is a predicted model, not a curated record. NCBI's taxonomy places the organism in Eukaryota, Metazoa, Arthropoda, Insecta, Diptera, Culicidae. Gene Ontology annotation, biological process: regulation of transcription by RNA polymerase II. Gene Ontology annotation, molecular function: DNA-binding transcription factor activity, RNA polymerase II-specific; RNA polymerase II cis-regulatory region sequence-specific DNA binding. The transcript has 6 exons.